CUAAUUAGCGUUAAAUUAUCGUGCGUCUUCAUCGGGAAAGUGUCGCGCGAUAAGCGCGUGGGUUAACGGCACACGCAAUGCGGUACCAUCGAUCGUACGCAAUCGAAGGCAUCGUGUAAGGCAUGGCAGCGGUGCGUCGACCAGCAGCAGGAGCAGGAGCAUACGACGACGACGACGUGCACUGGGGCAAGAGUGCCACGAGUGUGGGUGUGAUUGGUGGCGACGGUGACGGCCACGGCGGGUGGGCAAGGCAAAUAUGAGCAAGUUCCGUAUCAGUUACAGUGCGCUGGGUAUGUCCGAAGAAAGCUGCAACUCGACCAGCAGUGCGAAAGCAUUACGAAUCGUUAAUUUUCCCCCAGAAACCUUCGAUGGCACGCCGGUGGAGGGUUCGAGGAGGGGCUCGAAGUUUUUCCAGCGGCCCCGCUCGAUGUCCGCCUGGAGCGACAUCAGCCGCAGCAGCAUGCGGCUGGACGAACGGUAA
Molecule: messenger RNA, 481 nt
Organism: Anopheles maculipalpis
Lineage: Eukaryota; Metazoa; Arthropoda; Insecta; Diptera; Culicidae
Exons: 1
Coding region: 257-481 (74 amino acids)
Source: RefSeq, a predicted model, not a curated record